AUGCCGGCCCCUCUGGAGCCCUGCCUCUCCGAGCUCGACGGCAGCGCCAGCGGCGGCGGAGACCCGUCCAGCCUCCUCACCGACGACGAGGACUGCGCCAGGCCCCGGGCCGCGGCCCCCACCCCGGGGCUGUCCGUGCCAGCCCGCAGGAGCGCGCCCACCGGCUCCUCCGCCGUCCCCGGCGCCCAGGACGAAGAGCAGGAGCGGCGACGGCGGCGGGGUCGCGCCCGGGUGCGCUCCGAGGCGCUGCUGCACUCCCUGCGGAGGAGCCGUCGGGUCAAGGCCAACGACCGCGAGCGAAACCGCAUGCACAACCUCAACGCCGCCCUGGACGCGCUGCGCAGCGUGCUGCCCUCGUUCCCCGACGACACCAAGCUCACCAAAAUUGAGACCCUGCGCUUCGCUUACAACUACAUCUGGGCCCUGGCUGAGACGCUGCGCCUGGCAGAUCAAGGGCUCCCCGGGGGCGGUGCCCGGGAGCGUCUCCUGCCCCCGCAGUGUGUCCCCUGCCUGGCCGGGCCCCCGCCGAGCCCUGCUAGCGACACGGAGUCCUGGGGCUCCGGGGCCGCUGCCUCCCCCUGCGCCACUGUAGCAUCGCCGCUCUCUGACCCCAGCAGUCCCUCGGCCUCGGAAGACUUCGCCUACGGCCCCGGCGACCCCCUCUUCUCCUUCCCUGGCCUGCCCAAAGACCUGCUCCACGCGACGCCCUGUUUCAUGCCGUACCACUAG
Messenger RNA from Psammomys obesus (fat sand rat), 729 nucleotides. RefSeq names its product neurogenin 1 (gene Neurog1). Gene Ontology annotation, molecular function: protein dimerization activity. NCBI's taxonomy places the organism in Eukaryota, Metazoa, Chordata, Mammalia, Rodentia, Muridae. The transcript has a single exon. Bases 1 to 729 code for a protein of 242 amino acids. The record is from RefSeq and is a predicted model, not a curated record.